This is a messenger RNA of Heteronotia binoei (common prickly gecko), 2048 nucleotides long. Its product is annotated as V-type proton ATPase subunit S1-like protein. The record is from RefSeq and is a predicted model, not a curated record. Bases 73 to 1101 code for a protein of 342 amino acids. Gene Ontology annotation, cellular component: proton-transporting V-type ATPase complex. Lineage: Eukaryota; Metazoa; Chordata; Lepidosauria; Squamata; Gekkonidae. The transcript is spliced from 7 exons.
UUCUGAGAAUACUGGCUCAGGUUUCUUUGCUACAUAUGAGCAGAUGUGCUGGAGAGACAGAUUCUUCUCUCAAUGGAAAGCAACAGUACAUUUAGGCUUUUUCUUUUCUUUUUCUUUGUGAGCUUUACAGCAUCCGUGGACCAAUUGUUCGGAAGAAUGGAGAGGAGUUGGUUUGUAUUCCCUGACCAAGACCUGCUCCAAAGAAAUGGCCGACGAUACGAUGGUGGUGUGAAGCCAAAACUUAAUUUACAGCAAGUAGCAAUUGCACAGGUUAUGAAUUACAACAUAAGCAGUAAAGAGAAUUCAGAGAGAGAGUCCGUCAUCCACAGUCACUACAGUCCUCUUAAUGUCACAGUGAAUGGGAGCCCUUGCAUACUUUUCUGGGCCAGAAGAAUCAUGAUUAAGUUUCAGAAUCAAACUCAGCUGGACCUAACAGACAAGGCAUUUGGUGUUCAUGCAACUGUAGAUGUUGCUGAUUCAAACUGCAGUGAAGAAAAUGCUGUGCUUUCCCUUAAUUUUGGUGAUGUUGACAAUUUGAAGGGAUUUGUUAUCAGAUUUAUGCUUACAAACAGUUACUACAAGCUGUCUAUUCAAAACUGGUUUACCUUGCAUAGAAUCCAGCUCAUAUACAACCAUUCUGUACAAGCAACAUUCAAUGCAACCCGAAUACAUGCUCCAGCGAGUUAUUCCUAUCACUGCGAACAUGUUAGCAACCUCCAGAGAUAUGAUGCGCUGUUGACACCCAGCUCCACAAAUGAUGCAGCCAGGCUCUGGGAAAUUACUUUUAUUGACUUUCAGAUUCAAGGAUUUAACAUUGAAGAUGGACAAUUUGCUUAUGCAAAAGACUGUGCCUCCUUAUUCCCGCCAGCGAUUCUGAUGGGCCUGGUGAUGUCUCUGAUUUUGCUUCUUGUUCUGGCCUAUGCCCUCCACAUGCUGAUACACUUGAAAUCCCUCGACAGGCAUUAUGAAUGCAAAGCAUCUCCUGCCUAUUUUCCACAGAUGAAAGACAUGGACACAGCAGAUGAAAAAGAACCUCUGCGGAAUAACGGGAAUGAAGCCUAUGAACUUACAAGCCAACAGUUCUCUAAAAUCUAUAUUUAGCGGUGUCUGUAUGUUCCACAAGUAGAUAACAAACUACUCCUGAGGCACUUUCACAUCCUGUGAGCUCAUGUUAGAGUUUUGAGAAUCUCAGCUUUUGAUAUCAAUAGAAAGAUUUCUAGUCUUCAUGAUUGUGAAGAGAAAUGUCAGUGUACUACAGCAGUGGCUAUUAAUUUCACUAAACAUUAGAAACAAAGAAAAGAACCCAGUUAUAUUGCAUUUAGAAGAUUUUGGCUAAUGGUCAGGAAUGUAUGAGAAUGAUAAGAGAGGGUAUUAAAAUAUAUGGCUAGAACCCUCAGCUGGCAAAACAAAACUUGUCACACUUUGAAAACUGACAGGAGUCCUCUAAAGUAAAAUAGCACAAUCAACAAUACAAGACAAAAGUUAAUUUGUGGUUGGUCACUGAAGACUGCUUUUUUUUGGCUAUGAUACCAGAGGAUUCUGAAAGACUGAGGUACAUGAAUUGAUCUGCACUGCUCACAAUGGUUGAUUAUAGAUUCUUUGCUGGUGGCUUAGGGCAGAAUGGAAUGGAUGCACUUGGUCUAAGCACUCCAAUGAGUUUUUCCUGCUCUGCUGUAUGUUGGACUCCAAAAUCAGUGGUCCAAAGUGCUGUUAAUUGCUGAUCAUCUGCAACAUGACCAUUUGUUGUCAUGUACCAGUUUGCAUCACAGAAAUGCCAUAUGUCCAUCGACUAGCAGCUGAAGACAUUCUUCCUUCUGAAGACAUUCUGCAAACUGUGUCAGCUGUGUAUUGAUAUGCCAUGCAGAUUUUCGGUGGGUCUCCUUCUUGGGAUGCUUUUCCAAGGGUGCCCUCAGCCUGGGCAAAUUUCCUCCCAUUUGUAGUAUCACAGUGAAGUUAUCAGCAUUUUGUUUCUGAUGUUCUAUUCUUCUGAUAUUUAGCUAAAUGUUUUUUACGAAAUGAUUUCUCUGAUAAAUGAUCAAAGGAAGUGA